Pteronotus mesoamericanus is the source of this 2145-nucleotide messenger RNA. It is a transcript of the gene AMDHD1, whose product is annotated as amidohydrolase domain containing 1. Gene Ontology annotation, cellular component: cytoplasm. The record is from RefSeq and is a predicted model, not a curated record. NCBI's taxonomy places the organism in Eukaryota, Metazoa, Chordata, Mammalia, Chiroptera, Mormoopidae. Gene Ontology annotation, molecular function: imidazolonepropionase activity. The transcript has 9 exons. The coding region runs from base 36 to 1316 and encodes 426 amino acids.
CGGCGACUGCCUCGCGGCCCGCGGCGCGCGGCGACAUGGCAGGCGACCACCGCCUCCUGCUGGAGAACGCGCGGCAAGUGGUGCUGGUGUGCGCCCGCGGGGAGCGCUUCCUGGUGCGCGACGCGCUGCGCAGCCUGGCGGUGCUGGAGGACGCCAGCCUAGUGGUGGGCACGGAUGGGUUUAUAAAAGCCAUUGGUCCUGCUGAUGUUAUCCAAAAACAGUUUUCUGAAGAAACGUUUGAAGAAAGAAUUGACUGCUCUGGGAAAUGCAUCUUGCCGGGUUUGGUGGAUGCACACACACAUCCAGUAUGGGCUGGUGAAAGAGUUCACGAAUUCGCAAUGAAGUUGGCAGGAGCCACAUACAUGGAUAUCCACCAGGCUGGAGGAGGGAUCAACUUCACGGUGGAGCGCACACGCCAAGCCUCGGAGGAGGAGCUGUUCAGCUCCUUCCAGCAGCGGCUGCAGUGCAUGAUGCGGGCGGGGACCACGCUGGUGGAGUGCAAGAGCGGAUACGGCCUCAACCUGGAGACGGAGCUCAAGAUGCUCCGCGUGAUUGAGCGCGCCCGGCGGCAGAUGGACCUCGGCAUCUCGGCCACUUACUGCGGGGCUCACUCAGUGCCGAAAGGAAAAACUGCUACUGAAGCUGCUGAUGACAUCAUCAAUAACCACCUCCCAAAGCUGAAGGAACUUAGCAGAAAUGGGCAAAUUCACGUCGACAAUAUAGAUGUGUUCUGUGAGAAGGGUGUCUUUGACCUUGAUUCUACCAGAAGGAUUCUUCAAGGUGGAAAAGAUAUAGGGUUACAGAUUAACUUCCAUGGGGAUGAACUCCACCCGAUGAAGGCUGCAGAGCUUGGGGCUGAACUGGGAGCUCGGGCAAUCAGUCACCUGGAAGAAGUGAGUGAUGAAGGCAUUGCUGCCAUGGCAACGGCCGGGUGCUCCGCUGUCCUGCUGCCCACCACGGCCUACAUGCUGAGACUGAAGCAACCUCGCGCUAGGAAGAUGCUAGAGGAAGGAGUAAUAGUUGCUUUGGGCAGUGACUUCAACCCUAAUGCCUAUUGCUUCUCAAUGCCAAUGGUCAUGCACCUGGCCUGUGUAAACAUGCGGAUGUCCAUGCCGGAGGCCUUGGCCGCCGCCACCAUCAAUGCAGCGUAUGCGCUGGGAAAAUCUCACACCCAUGGAUCUUUGGAAGUUGGCAAACAGGGAGAUCUCAUUAUCAUCAAUUCAUCCAGAUGGGAGCAUUUGAUUUACCAGUUUGGAGGCCAUAACGAAUUAAUUGAAUAUGUUAUAGCUAAAGGAAAAGUCAUCUAUAAAAAAUGACAGAUCUUAAAGGAAAGAGAAGACUCUUCAAUUGCAUAAAAUACAUCAAUACAGUUAUAUAAAAAUAUAAAAUACCUUAGUAGUUUACCAAAAUGAUGUCACUUAAAUGUAAAUGUAUUUCAGUGUUUUGUUAAUCCACUCAUAAAACCCAAAGGAUUCAUUUAUUUCCAUUUAAUGUGCAUGGGGACAUAGACACAGGUAAACCAACUGUGAUGAUCCUCUCAAAACAUUAAACUAUCUCACAAAGAUUUGUCAUAAAUAUUCUGAGGGUUAAUAUGAUGAAUUAGUAAAAGAACAUGUUUGUGGGGAAAAAGCAGAUUGGCAGGUAGAUGUGGCUUGAAAUUCCCAUUUUGUUUCUGCUUUUCAAAUUUCAGUUCAGCACUCUCCAGUGAAGAUUGGGGGAUGCAGGGAAAUCCAAGGGCUAUGUUCCAGGUUAAGCUAAGACGCAGGCUUUCUGAAACAAGCGAAUAGCUUUUCCUGUCCCCACCCAGUCUGUCUUUCUAGAUGCUUUUUGAAUACAUCAGGGUCCUUCCAUUUCGAAUUUCUUUUCAACUUUAGCUCGAAGCAGACUUCACAGCACAGCUCAGGACUUCCUGUGAUGAAUGCAUGUUGACCAAAUCCAAUCAUGUAACUUUUAAAAUUGUUUUUCAGUUUUUGAUUCUUCACAUUACCAAUGUUUAGAAAACAUGUUAUAACUCUUAAUAAGAAUGUGCUGUCACUACUAUUGUGGUUGUUUCCUUACGGCGCUGGAGGUAGAGCAGUGGCCUUGCCUAUUAGAGCUUUUUAGGAAAUAAACAAAUCAUGGAAUUACUUGUACAGAGUGGAUGAU